AACCCCGCAGCCGAGGAAGGCCUGGCUGCUGUCGGUGCUGUUCUGCGAUCUAUACAAAUCAUCCCCCAGAUCUACAAGUCCUACAAGACCAAGUCGACCCAUGGCUUGUCAUCCGCCUUCAUGCUUGCUUGGGCAUGUACGCAGCUCGCCCUCGGUCCAUACACCAUUGUUCAACAGUUCGCCAUCCCCCUUCAAAUCCAACCUCAAGCAUUCGCCUUUUUCUCGGCCGUCUCUUGGUCGCAGUGCCUCCACUACGGCAAGGAGAUGUCGACGAUCAAGGCGGCGGCAUGCCUUGUUGCGCUCUUGACCGUCCUCGCUGGUGCUCAGGUCGGAUCAGUCUUUGGCUUGAGGGCGGGUAGAGCAGCUGGUACAGAGGUACCCGUCAAGGUGUUUGGCUACCUCACUUGGUUGCGGACCUUUCUUUCUGCACCUCCGCAAUUCUACAAGAUCUACCAGCUCCGCGAGGUAGUCGGCAUCUCCUUUACCCUGUUAUCGAUCGAUAUCACCGGUGCUAUCUUCUCCAUCUUGUCUCUACUCUUCCGUGCAAAGGCCGACAUUCCCGCCAUAGUCACAUUCGCCCUCGUUGUCGUCCAGAACGGCCUCGUCAUGCUCCUCGCGCUCAUCCUCAACCCCCGCGCCCGCGCUCGCCGUGCCAAGGAGGCCGCCCUCUCCCCUCCUACCCACUCGACAGACGAGAAGCCCACCUCC
Molecule: messenger RNA, 708 nt
Organism: Dioszegia hungarica
Lineage: Eukaryota; Fungi; Basidiomycota; Tremellomycetes; Tremellales; Bulleribasidiaceae
Exons: 6
Source: RefSeq, a predicted model, not a curated record